CUCUUGCAGGCAGCAGCAAUGCCGGGCUGGGCUUGUUGUUGUGUUGCCCAGAGCCCGGCGUAGCAACCUGUGAAAGGGAAGCGGUGCCAGGCGCCUCCCAGGCGAAGGAAGAACCUGCUUUCCCACUGAAGCAGGGAUGUCUGCGGAGUCCCCCUGCCUGAUGUUAUCAUGUGGGAGCUGAAAUGCCCCCUGCGCAGCCAACCGGAUGUGGACAUGUCCCCAGGCCGCCUGCUGCUCUCGUUGGUGGUUGCACUGGUGCUCCUGCUGCCCUUGUACCUAGCUGCCCGCCCACCUUCCUACCCAUCCUUUUCGGUCCCCAACACCACCUUCAAUCAUCUAGCCCGAGCCCGGGACACUGGGACACUGUAUGUGGGUGCAGUCAACUUCUUAUUUCAGCUGAGCCCUGAGCUGAGGUUGGUGGAGCGGACGCGCACAGGGCCACAGGAAGACAGCCCCGAGUGUCUUCCUUUCCGGGAUCCUCGCGAUUGUCCGCAGGCCCGGCUCACGGACAAUUCGAACAAGCUCCUGUUGCCCAAUGAGCAUGCCGGGGAGCUGAUUGUCUGUGGGCAGCUCUUCCAGGGUGUGUGUGAGAAGCGAGCCUUGGCAGACAUUACCAAAGUCCUGUACCGCCCAGAGGAUCCUGGCGACAACCAGUUUGUGGCAGCCAACGAGCCCCGGGUUUCAACUGUGGGCUUGGUGGGGCAGCAUGGUGGCCGAGACCUCCUCUUUGUGGGUCGCGGGCUGACUGCAAAGCUUUCUGGAGGGAUCCCGCCAUUCACCAUUCGGCAGCUGGAUGGAUCGCAGGCUUUCUCCAACGAAGGGAUGGGCAAGCUGGUGGUGGGUGACUUCUCGGACUACAACAAUAGCUACAUAGCUGCCUUUGCUUCUGGGGGCUAUGUCUACUUCCUGUUCUCGCGGCGUGGAGCCAAGGCACAGAUGGAGUACCGCGCCUACCUCUCCCGGAGCUGCAUGGAUGACACUAACCUCUACUCCUACGUCGAGCUUCCCUUGGAGUGUCGGGAUGCUAAAGGGCGUGUUUAUAACCUGGCUCAAGCUGCACAUCUGGCAUCCGGGUUCCCCGGUGAAGGGGCAACGCUCUUUGUCAUCUUGGCCACUGGGCAAGGCUCCACGGCAUCUCCCACGGCACAGACAGCGCUGUGCUCCUACAGCUUGAGUGAGGUGAAUGAGGCCAUGGAGCAGACGCGGCGGCUGUGUUACACCUCAGCUGGACUAGGUCCCACAAGGGAGGAGGAGGCUGCCAUUGAGUAUGGCGUGACUUCUCUGUGCAACUUGUUGCCCAAGGAGUCCCCAGAGGCUUAUCCCUGUGGGGAUGAACACACGCCUAGUCCCAUUGCCAGCCGGAAGCCAGUGUUGGCUGAGGCACUUCUAACUACUCUUCCAAGACUGACAGCUGUGGCAGCCAUGGUAGAAGUGGGUCAUACCAUUGCCUUCCUUGGGGAUGGUACUGGGCAGCUUCAUAAGGUUUAUUUGAAUGGCUCAGUGGCACAAGUCUACAGCACUGUAUCUCCUGGCCCACGUUCUCCUGUUAAUCCAGACUUACUACUAGAUGGCAGUGGGACCCACCUGUAUGUGAUGACGGCCUCACGGCUCUCCAAGGUCCCUGUCUCAGAAUGCCCUCACUUCCAGGACUGUGCCUCGUGCCUGAAUGCCCAAGACCCUUUCUGUGGUUGGUGUGUCCUACAGAGUAGAUGCACUCGGAAGUUGGAAUGUGAACGCCAUGAGGUGGCCAAUCACUGGCUGUGGAGCUAUGGAGCUGAGAGCCAAUGUCUGAGAGUGGAGCAGAUAUCACCAGCCAAUCAGAGUCGAGAGGAGCAGACGGAAGUCUCCAUGAUGGUCCCCCGUCUCCCUGCGCUGGCUGAGGGAGAGCAUUACCAUUGUGCCUUUGGUACCCAAGACAGCCCAGCCCAGUUACAAGACUCCUGGGUUCGCUGCUUCUCACCUGUUCCUCAACAGGUGCCACGCACCCAAGAGGGCAAAGAUCAUGUGACCAUGGCAUUGGCCCUGAUGUUCCAGGAUGUGGUCGUGGCCUCGGUGGGAUUCUCCUUCUAUGACUGCAACGCAGUGAGCCAGCUCGCUGAUGACACCCCGUGUGGAACGUGUGUGGGCAGUCCCUGGAUGUGCCAUUGGUGCCCAUCCAGUCACCGCUGUGUCCCUGAAGGACCCUGCCCAGAUGGAGAGGGGCUUGUCUACAAUGAGAAGGUGUCCACUGAAGAGCUGCAGGGUCCAGCUGCCUGCCCCAGUGUGGGGGUCACUGGAGAGGCCCAUUUGAUUCCCGUUGGUGUGGAAAUGCCACUGAACCUGGUCGCUUGGAAUCUACACUUGUUGGCGGGCCCCGUGACCCUCUCCUGUGUCCUGGAGGUGGAGGAGACCCAGGUUGUGGUGCCCGCAUCCCUGGAAGAAAGGGACAGGGGGACUUCCCACCGUGUGCAGUGCCUGCCCCGGGCUUAUAGCUACACACAGUCUGCCUCAGAGCUACACAUCCCUCUCUACGUCAUGGUGGGGGGUGACCAGCGCCUUGACAGUCGUGGAGACCUGCAUGCAACUCUGUACAAUUGUUCCACUGGCCGUUCUGACUGCAGCCGCUGCAAAGCUGCCCCUCCUCACUUCCGCUGUGUUUGGUGCCAGGUGGGAGAGGUGCCUGGCUGUGUCUAUGAGGAGCUGUGUCCCUCCAAAUCUGGUGUCUUUGCUUGCCCGUCGCCAGUCAUCCAUUCGUUCCAUCCCCUCACUGGACCCUUGGAAGGGGGGGUGUCUCUCACAGUGAUUGGGUCUAACCUGGGUCAUCGCUUUGAGGAUGUGGCUGAGACUGUCACAGUGGCUGGGCUGCCAUGCAUCCCCAAGCCAGCCUUCUAUCUCGUCUCUACUCGGAUCGUCUGUGCUGUAUCCCCAGGAAGGCGAGGACUGUCUGGCCCCAUUCAGGUCACUGUAGGGGACCGUCCUCCAGGUGUUUCUGCAAGCUACUUCACCUAUCAGGAUCCCACCCUUCUUGAUCUGCACCCCCGCCUUGGCCCUAUCGCGGGAGGCACCCAAAUCACCAUCACUGGGAAAGAACUUCUGACAGGCGCUGAGAUUGCUGCCUAUGUGGGGGACCAGCCCUGCACCCUUGAGGAUCCUGUGGAAUCGGAGGCUCUUGUUUGCCGCACCAGUGCGAGCCCUAAACCGCAGGAGGCGCAUAUCUGGGUCCAGUACGGUGAGGCACAGCGCAGGCUGCCGGAGAAGACCUUCCGUUACACACCAAAUCCCCGGCUCACAGGGGCUUCCCCAGCCACCAGCUUCCAUGGGGGUGGACGGAUCAUCCGUGUGGAGGGGACUGAUUUGGAUGUGGUGCAGCAGCCUCUCAUCAAAGCUAUCCUAGAGCCAGAGGAGGUGGCAGAAGCAAGUGGGGCUGGCCGGAAGAAAAGAGCCUGUGACUCCUUGCAGGGAGCCCCUUCCCCUCUGAUGCCUGAUCCCCCACGCCCUUGUGUUGAGGUGGGACACAUGUUGGAGUGCUGGGAGCCUUGCUGUGCCAAUUCAUCCACUCUUCUCCUCUGCCCGUCACCUGCCGUGCCACCCAGUGCCCGCUUCCACCACCUUCUUUUUGAGCUGGAUGGGCUCCGUAUCCCCUUUAGCAAUGCCAGCGGGGGCCAAAAUUUCUCCUACAAGCCCAAUCCCCAGCUGCGCUGGCCAGGACGGGAUUCCACGGGGCGUCCUUUCAGCCUUAAACCUGGCAACGUCUUGGAUAUAGAGGGGGAAGGCUUGAACCUGGGCAUCAGCAAAAGCGAAGUGAGGGUCAUCAUUGGCAACAACGUCUGCACCGUCAAGACCCUGACGAAUACGCAUUUGUACUGCGAGCCCCCUCCGCAACCCCCACAGCCGCUUAAUGCUUCCUCUGUGCUGCCGGAGUUCAUUGUCCAAAUGGGAAACUUGCGUCUGGAUCUUGGCCGAGUUCGCUACGACACAGAGCCUCCAUCCCGUUUCCCCCCUGAAGCCCAGAUUGGGCUGGGAGUGGGGGCAGCCGUGCUGGCUUUUGUAGUGCUGCUCCUCAUCCUAAUGUACAGGCGGAAGAGCAAGCAAGCCCUGAGGGACUACAAGAAAGUGCUGGUGCAGCUCAAGGCCCUGGAGAUCAGUGUUGGAGACCAGUGCCGCAAGGAAUUCACGGACCUAAUGACAGAAAUGACUGACCUGAGUGGCGAGCUGGAGGGCUCAGGGAUCCCAUUCCUGGACUACAACACCUACGCCCAGCGUGUCUUCUUCCCUGGUCAGGGGGGAGCACCGUUGCGAUGUGGGCUGGACCUGCCUGAGGGGCGCCGGGCCACAGUGGAGCAGGGGCUGGGGCAACUCUCCAACCUGCUGAACAGCAAAGUCUUCCUGCUGACGUUAAUCCGGACGCUGGAGGCCCAGCCUACCUUCUCGCAGCGGGAUCGGUGUCAUGCGGCAUCACUACUCUCACUGGCCCUCCACGGGCGCCUAGAGUAUUUGACAGACAUCAUGCAGACUCUCUUGAGUGACCUUGCUGCCCACUGCGUUGCCCGCAACCCCAAGCUCAUGCUUCGCAGGACAGAGACCAUGGUGGAGAAACUGUUGACCAACUGGAUGUCAAUCUGCCUGUACUCUUAUCUCAGGGAGGUGGCUGGUGAGCCCCUGUACAUGCUUUUCCGCGCUAUCAAGUACCAAGUGGAUAAGGGCCCAGUCGAUGCUGUGACAGGCAAGGCCAAACGGACACUGAACGACGGGCGGCUUCUGCGAGAAGAUGUGGAGUAUCGGCCGCUCACCCUGACUGUCCUGGUGCGUGGGAGUGGCCCCGGAGGUGGGGGCGAGACCCAGCGCAUCCCGGCCCGUGUCCUUGACACAGACACCAUCACCCAGGUGAAGGAGAAGAUCCUGGACCAAGUCUACAGGGGGGUGCCUUUCUCUCAGCGUCCCUCCGUGCACUCUCUUGACUUAGAGUGGCGCUCAGGUGUUGCUGGCCACCUGACUCUUUCUGAUGAAGAUCUGACGUCCGUCACGCAGAACCAAUGGAAGAGGCUGAACACUCUACAGCAUUAUAAGGUUCCAGAUGGAGCCACGGUUGGUCUCAUCCCCCGCCUUCACAAUGACAUCUCCCAAGGCACAAGCCAGAACGUCUUCUCUGGAGAAAAUACCCCAAUGCUGGAGGAUGGUGAGGAGGGGGGGCUGCGCCUUUGGCACUUGGUAAAGCCCUCUGAGGAGCCUGAGCCCACAAAGCAGCAACAGGAGCGGCGGAGCAGUCUGCGAGAGCGCGCAAAGGUUAUUCCCGAGAUCUACCUCACCCGUUUACUUUCCAUGAAGGGGACACUGCAGAAGUUUGUGGAUGACGCGUUCAAGGCUGUGCUGAGUGUGAACCGGCCUGUACCCAUCGCUGUCAAGUAUCUAUUUGACCUGUUGGAUGAACUAGCAGCCCGGCAUGGGGUCAACGAGCCAGAGACCCUGCACAUCUGGAAAACCAACAGUUUGCUGCUGCGCUUCUGGGUGAACACACUCAAGAACCCACAGUUCAUUUUUGAUGUGCGUGUCUCUGACAACGUAGACGCCAACCUGAGUGUCAUUGCUCAAACAUUCAUUGAUGCUUGCACAACUGCUGAGCACAAAGUUGGCAGGGAUUCACCAGUCAACAAACUGCUGUAUGCUAGGGAAAUUCCACAAUACAAACAGAUGGUAGAGAAGUAUUACUCCGAUAUUCGACAGACAGUUCCUGCUAGCUACCAGGAGAUGAACUCUGCCCUGACGGAACUCUCAGGGAAAUAUUCCUCUGACCUAAACUGCUUGGUUGCCCUCCAGGAACUGUACAACUACAUUAAUAAGUACUAUGACCAGAUAAUCAGUGCACUAGAAGAUGAUCCAUUGGGCCAGAAGAUGCAGCUGGCAUAUCGACUGCAACAGAUUGCCGCUCUCGUAGAGAACAAAGUGACUGACUUGUGACACACCUUACUACCUGAUCAGAUGGCACAUGACUAAGGGGUAUCAGGUUGAGCUAACUUGAAAGUCCCCCGCUGUCCAUCUGCGUGUGCACAAACCCAUCACUGCCCCCAGUGCCUUAAUCGCAUAGAUGCUGCCGGGCUCUCUAGCACUCAGUGCACUCUUUCGCUCUCACUCUCUUUUUAAACUAGCUGCAAAGGGAAUCCUCACAGUCCAUGACACUGGCUCUGUAAAUAAAAGGGUGUAUUUAUUUCUAUUGCUCUCUGAGGAGGCUGCCAGCUGCCUUCUCCCACCUUUGAGGGAGUAGGGUUAUGACACCUCCCUUCUGACCACUCAAGCAUCUGGGAUUUGGGGGAUAUGCCCCUCACCUCUCCAUUUCCUGGCUGGUAAUGCACUAAUAUUGGGGUGGUAACCCAAACUUCCAGCUUCCUCUGUACAAACCGAUUCUAACUAGUCUCUCUUUUAACAUCCCCCUCCCCCCGAAAAAUUGUAUGUAUAUAUGGGAGCUCUCGCUCCAGGAUUGUAUUUAUUUUAAUGAGACUUGGGAAAAUUAAAUGAAACUUUUAAGAAAAACAAA
This is a messenger RNA of Hemicordylus capensis (graceful crag lizard), 6508 nucleotides long. It is a transcript of the gene PLXNB3, whose product is annotated as plexin B3. The coding region runs from base 169 to 5934 and encodes 1921 amino acids. The record is from RefSeq and is a predicted model, not a curated record. NCBI's taxonomy places the organism in Eukaryota, Metazoa, Chordata, Lepidosauria, Squamata, Cordylidae. Gene Ontology annotation, cellular component: semaphorin receptor complex. Gene Ontology annotation, molecular function: protein binding; semaphorin receptor activity. The transcript has 35 exons. Gene Ontology annotation, biological process: semaphorin-plexin signaling pathway involved in axon guidance; regulation of GTPase activity; negative regulation of cell migration.